AUGGAUGGUGGAGGUGGAGGUGGUGGUGGAUGGGGUGGAGGGGGAGGGGGAGGGCCAGGUGGCUGGGGUGGAGGUCAUGGAGGCGGAGGGCCGGGUGGUUGGGGUGGCGGUCCUGGAGGCGGAGGGCCGGGUGGUUGGGGUGGAGGUCCUGGAGGGGGUGGGCCUGGUGGAUGGGGUCAUGGGCCAGGAGGACCAGGUUGGGGUCCAGGUCCUGGAGGACCAUGGGGUCCUGGCCUGGGAGGACCUUGGGGUAGGCCUGGUGGAUUUUGGGGUCCGGGAUAUGGUGGCGGGUGGUGGGGUGGACCUGGUGGGUUCUUUGGUGGCUUUGGCAAUGGGAUAUACGAGAUGAUAUAUUCAUGUUUCUCUUGCUUGUGCUGCUGUUGUUUAGUAGAUGAAUGCUUUGGCGGACCUCGUGGCGGAUACGGACCUCCUGGAGGACCUCCUCCAUUCUGAUACAGUUUGUUUUCCUACUACAGUACUACUAUUAUGAGGUUGGUUCACUUGGUUUGAAUACCAAAUGUAGCCACCUAAUAAUUGGGAGUUAUAUAUAGUAUUAGUCAUGCAAGUGGUUACAAGUAAGACAGAUUAUUACUUGCACAUUGUGUUUUGAGUUUUGUUAAUGUAGAUUUUAGUGAAGAAAGUUGUAUUGUGUGAGCUUUAUGCUGAGUUCUUCAGUUACACUGUUACGAGAACCUUGUUGUUUACUUCAAAUUGAAAUGAUAGAUACUUAUUCUUCCAAA
This is a messenger RNA of Argentina anserina (silverweed cinquefoil), 740 nucleotides long. RefSeq lists its product as uncharacterized. The record is from RefSeq and is a predicted model, not a curated record. The coding region runs from base 1 to 453 and encodes 150 amino acids. Lineage: Eukaryota; Viridiplantae; Streptophyta; Magnoliopsida; Rosales; Rosaceae. The transcript has 3 exons.